Molecule: messenger RNA, 1474 nt
Organism: Lepisosteus oculatus (spotted gar)
Lineage: Eukaryota; Metazoa; Chordata; Actinopteri; Semionotiformes; Lepisosteidae
Source: RefSeq, a predicted model, not a curated record
CCGCGUCCUUAGCAACCGAGGCGACAUGGCCAAAGUGAUAGCGGAUAAGAAGUCUUUGUGGCAACAGAUUUGUGAAGAGUAUGAGGCGGAGCAGCCCCAUGCUCCUGGUGUUGAGCCUGGGGACACGGACUCAGUGGACACUGAUGUCUCACAGUUCAGCGCCAGCAAGCACACGCCUGUGUUCUAUGGACUCAUGGCCACCAAGGUGGCAGUAGACUGUGAUCCACUGUUGGACUUUGAUCCCCUUCACUCUCACCCUGCCUUGGCUGGCUAUGCUGUGUUAGAGAGAUCCCCCCCUUCAAGACUCCCAGCUACUCACCCCAUUGACCCCAAAAGCUGUUCCCCUAGAGAGUUCCUGGAGCUUGCUGUGUUCCCUGUGCUGCUGCCAGGUCUGGAGGCCAUGCUGAGAGAAGCACAAAGCCAGCACUGCCUGGAGGUGAUGGGUAUCCUUAAGAAUGCUGUAAUGAUCCUCCCUUUCCCAUUAGAGCAGAUCAGAAAAAAGGUGUUAAGUGAGGAUAGUCAGAAAUACUACAAGACAAACCCUCAUCCAUGCAAAUUACAAAGAAAGACCGGGAAUUCAUGUACUGUAUGUAACCUUUGUGUUCCCAUUGUCCGUGAUAGCAAAAACCCUAUCAGACAGGGAGAGGAGCCAGUGAGCUUUGAGCAGAUCCCCUUCGUCCAGGAUUGGCUAAGAGAGCAUCCCAGGCCUCCCAUUCCCUUGUCACUACUGCUGUCAGAUGAUGAGGCUGUGGUGCUGAUUCAGGCUUUCUGGAGGGGCUACAAGGUGCGCUGUGACAGGGAGGUGCAAGAGCUGCGUCAGUGGCAGAGAGAGCUGAGGGAGGAUAGCAGGAGCAUCCGCCAGAGAGUGGAGGAGUUUUGGGCUCAGCGUGAAUCCCGAGUGGGGCGAGAAAUUGAGGAUCCCGAGGAGGCUGCUCAGCCAAACUACUCUGGAGUGUCCAUCCGCUUGCUCUCACCUACCCCACAGAACACCCUCAUCCUGUCCUCGACAACUCCGAACCCUGCGACACUGUCCCCUUCUCUGGAGAGCUCUGAUGAAGUAUAAGCCUGUCCACUGCAUGGCGUAUCUCUGUUAUGCUGUCCUCUGCACCUUUGAGUAGGAGUAUGCACAAUAUCUGACUGCCUCGGAACCUUUUGAGAGUUUUAUUAACAGUAGAACUAUGUAAUUUUGUCGUGCAAAAGCAACCUUUGUGGCUGUCUGGAUGCCUGUAAGUUCGCAGUGCUUUGUCAGAUCCUCUAUCUUAUCUAUGUAUGUCUGUGCUAUGGGCUUGUAGUGUGCAAAGUGGAAGGCCUGACAAGAACACAUGGAAAGUCAAGCUGAUCAGGAGUUGGUAUGUAAAGAGAAUUAAUAAUAAUUGCAUAUUCCGAGUUCAAAAGAAUCUAUUCUCGAUCCACCCUUUGACAUGUAUGUGAUGUCUGAUUUUGAUAAACCUACCUGAGAGUAAGUCUUCACAGA